CUAAAACUCAAGAAGUGAUGCUCAGUUUGUCAUGAAGCUAGAUCAAGAAGAGCUGACAUUUGAGCCAUUUUACCAAGACUUUCUUCACCAUAUUUUAUGAACUUCCAAUGUAGCCAGCAUAAACAGAAAGUAAAACAGAACUAAACUAGACGUCGUGUAACCAGCCAAAGAGACCAGUAGCCGUGUGUAACUAACCCACGAUGAGUCACUGACUGAUGCUCAGUAAUGCCCAUCAGCGGUCACAAUUGCGCAUAUAAAGGCAGCAGCAGAGGAGGGAGAUCGUGGACGCGUCUGGAGACGGCAGCUGCGCACUGACGACCGCAGGAUGCACACCUUUGCUCUCCUCUUGACACUCGGGUUCCUGCUGAAGGAGGCGCAGGCAUGGGGCUUCAAAAACGGAGUAUUUCAUAAUUCAAUAUGGCUGGAGCAAGCAGCUGGAGUUUACCACCGGGAAUCACGUAAAGGGAGAUACCAGCUGACGUAUAAAGAGGCCAAAGCUGUCUGCAAGUAUGAGGGAGGGAAGCUGGCUACUUAUGAACAGCUGGAAGCAGCUCGUCAAAUAGGUUUCCAUGUGUGUGCAGCCGGAUGGUUCGACAAAGGACGUGUUGGCUACCCCAUUGUCAAAGCUGGCGCCAACUGUGGUUUUGGGAAGGUUGGCAUCAUCGACUAUGGAUACAGGCUGAACAAAAGUGAGAGAUGGGAUGUGUACUGCUACAACCCAAACUCAAAGGAGUGUGGUGGGGUUCUGACGGAUCAACAGAGGAUCAUUCAGUCUCCUGGCUUCCCUGAGGAGUAUCAGGACGAACAGAUCUGCUACUGGCACAUCCGUGUGCGCCUGGGCCAGAGGAUCCACCUCCACUUCCUGGAGUUUGAUGUGGAGGAUGACACAUCAUGUCUGGCAGAUUACCUGGAGGUGUAUGACAGCUAUGAUGAUGUCUCAGGCUUUGCUGGAAGAUUCUGUGGUGAUUAUUUACCUGACGACAUCAUCAGUACAGGAAACGUGAUGACGCUGAAGUUCCUCUCCGAUGCUUCAGUUGUAGCUGGGGGCUUCCAGUUACAGUACACUGCCUUUAAUGCGUCCGUGUCUCCACAGAAUUACACCUACUAUUUUCACUGACCAGGGCUCUAAUACACUGUUGUAAUCCUGUUUCUGUAUUUAUAAUGUUAUUAGUUAGCUCCUACGCUGUAAUUAACAAGUCGUUGUAGCUGAUGAAAUAAAAAAUGAAUAAACAAGUUUGUUAAACAUUGUUGGCAUUUG
Messenger RNA from Scatophagus argus, 1258 nucleotides. It is a transcript of the gene tnfaip6, whose product is annotated as tumor necrosis factor, alpha-induced protein 6. Bases 326 to 1117 code for a protein of 263 amino acids. Gene Ontology annotation, biological process: negative regulation of inflammatory response; cell adhesion. NCBI's taxonomy places the organism in Eukaryota, Metazoa, Chordata, Actinopteri, Scatophagidae. Gene Ontology annotation, molecular function: hyaluronic acid binding. The transcript is spliced from 6 exons. The record is from RefSeq and is a predicted model, not a curated record.